AUGGCCACCGUUGCCUCGAUGGUAAGGGCAGAUGGACCUACCAAUAUGUUCGAGUUGAAUGGUGACAAUGUAGACAGUUAUGUCGUUGGAAAGGGAACUUGGAUGUUGGCAUUCUAUGCUCCAUGGUGUCCAUACAGCCAGGAGCUCGAGCCAGUAUUCAAUUACGUUGCCGAAGUACUCAAUGGUGAACUCAACUUUGCCCGUCUAGACUGUGUUGCUGAUCCAUCCCUCAUCUCAAGAUUCAACAUUGAGGCCUACCCUACCAUCAAAGUAUAUCGUGAUGGUAUUUUGUAUCAAUAUGUUGAGGACAGGACCAUUGACAAGAUGAUCACUUUCGUUAGAAAGGGAUUGCCAACCAAUGUGUAUGCCACAUACCCACUACCAAAGUCUGAGUUGGAGACUCAACCAUCAUCAAAGCCAAGUGAGAUGCCACCACCCAUCCAGGAGGGAGUUGAGGUCAAGAACAAUGUCUCAACCAAUCCACUCGAUAUCCAAGUUACCGAAAUAUUGGAUAAGUUGUAUGAUCUUAAGAAUGUCAGAUUCUUAUAUAUUUUAAUUGGAGGUGUUAUUACCUCUUUGACAUGUGGAGCUGUUAUGAAGAGGAGACUGUUCAAGAGCCUCUUGUUCCAUCUUUGGGGCAGAGUCAGCAUUGCAGAUCUUUAA
Messenger RNA from Acytostelium subglobosum LB1, 663 nucleotides. RefSeq lists its product as hypothetical. NCBI's taxonomy places the organism in Eukaryota, Evosea, Eumycetozoa, Acytosteliales, Acytosteliaceae. The record is from RefSeq and is a predicted model, not a curated record. Gene Ontology annotation, biological process: protein folding. Gene Ontology annotation, molecular function: protein disulfide isomerase activity. The transcript is spliced from 4 exons. The coding region runs from base 1 to 663 and encodes 220 amino acids. Gene Ontology annotation, cellular component: endoplasmic reticulum.